This is a messenger RNA of Podospora pseudocomata, 893 nucleotides long. RefSeq lists its product as uncharacterized. The record is from RefSeq and is a predicted model, not a curated record. The coding region runs from base 275 to 535 and encodes 86 amino acids. The transcript has 3 exons. Lineage: Eukaryota; Fungi; Ascomycota; Sordariomycetes; Sordariales; Podosporaceae.
GAGGAUCGCAGGUUCGAUCCCUGCCGCGAUCAAUUUUUGCCUUUUUUGGCUCCUGUUGUGUUGCCAUCCGUUUUGCCUCGACUGUCUGAACCUGUCUUGAUUGUUAACUUACCUCUCAGCUUGACAGAGCUACAUUUCGUAGGUCUCCCACAUGUCAUAAAUCACAUUCCAUCCUUAAAGUGUUGUUCAGAAUACCUGUGAAACGACUCGAACGAUUUCCAAUUGGAUAUCACCGACUAUCGAUUUUACUGUUUUCUUAUCUUGCACUCUGAAAAUGUCGUUUGCUUGCCCCAACAUCAUAUCACUCCAUUCAGAUUUUUACGGAGUCGGAAUGUCUUCGGCAUCUUCAGGACAGUCAAACACACCUUUGGAUCUUCCAGUUUAUUCCAUCCUCCUCAACAUCAACAACAUCAACAAUGCCACCAACAAACCCAACCCACCAACCGUCUGGUUCUUCUGGUAUUGCUGCCCCCAUCAGCAUGGACCGUAUCGGCGAGAAACGAUGAAAACGCUCUGUACCCAAUGCGAGCAUUAACGACGUUGUAAUAAAUGUUUGGAGAUCGAGGAUACAAACAACUAUUGGGAUACCGUUCCAUCAGGAGCUCUGCCGCCAGAGACAAGAAGAAAUUAAGCAGAGUCGUCUAGCAGGUUCAAGGCAUGGAUGAAGUUCAUGGGGGGGAAAGAUUGGAAGAUGAUCUAUCGUCGUCAUGUCAAACCUCCUCUUCUCAGUAUGAAGUAGAUCAAAUGUGUUGAGCACGGCUGGUGCAAGAUAUAACAGGAACUUCAUUAUUGGUCCUACAUAUACACAAUUGUGGAAUAUUCAAUUUCAUGUACUGCACCUACCUUCCAGAUAUCUCCCCGACUCAAACCUAGGUAGGUAGCUGCAAUAACCC